AUGUCUGAUAGCGAGUCAUAUUCCGAGCGCGAGCCCAACGCUUUCGACGAGGAGUCAUCGGACGGUCUCUUUGACUCCGAUGGUGAAGCGGCAGGGCCUGGUGCCGAGGGCGGGAGCGAUACCGACGUCGAGAUACUCGGCGAAGGGCCCAGCUCUAUCCCGACGCACGGAAUCGGAAAGGGACUGAUGACCGCUCCCAUUCCGUUGUCCAUCGUCUACAGUGACGGCCGCCACGUGGGCCUCGGUAUGCCCGGGGAGGCGAGCGGUAGCCGUCAAUCGGACGCCUCCACUUCCGGUCGUGGAGAGUCGGUAGCCAAUCCGCCAUCUGGGCCCAGGGUAUCGGUAGUGUACCCAAGCAAUCCCAGGGUGCCCAUGGGGGUGCCGAAGGAAAACUUAUUCGGCGUGGACUAUCUUGGGCCGAACAAGAUUACCGAUCGGGAGAUCGCCAAGCUUCGAGCAGAGUACCACAUUCCCGACUCGGUACGGAUGAGGAUCCCGGGUCCCUACCGAAUCCCUCAGUGCGCCGAAGGACGGCGAAGUAGUUUUCUUUACCGACGUCCUUGUGCAAGGCGUUCGGUUGCCGUUGCAGCCGGCGGUGCAGAGGAUUCUAGCCCAGAUCGGCUACGCCCCGGGGCAAUUCAACCCCAACUUUUGGGUGGCUCUCAUGGGAGUCAUAACCGCCUUCGGUAUGGCUGGCGAAGGGAGCCCCUCCUACGAGCAGUUCUCCCACCUCUACAGUGUCACCAAGUCCAAAGUGUGCCGAUCACGGUGGAUGGGUGCAGGCGAACUGCCUCAGGGCUACCGAUCGAGGCCACUUCGUCAGUUGGGUACCGACUUCACAGAAGUCGUGGAGGAAUCGGCGGGUGCUCCUCUCGGGCGAUUGGGAGUCGCCUUCGGGACAGCCCGUCCGAUUUCGCAUUCCCACAACUUUCCAAAUGGCCGGUAGGACCACGUGCCGUUCGGUACCUUCUUCGACUGAAGCAGCCGAUCGCAACACAGGCCGAGAUUCAGCAGGUGGAGAGGGUGAGGAGGAAAGUCCCUGCCGAGGAGAGAGUGUAUCCGCAGUUCCUCUUCACCGCCAAUCUGAUCCGAGCCCAACUGAUCGAUCCUGCCGAGAGUAAGUACACUUCGUAUUUACAAUCGUUUCUUUUCUUCUGUUGCGGGUCUUACCGAACCCCUUUUCUCGCAGUGACGGAAGACAGGAGAGCUGCCGAGGCCAAGAGGAUGAACGAGUCCUCCAAGCGCCGUCUCAUGAUGGGCUUCCAGGGGAAGAAGAAGAAAACCCAGCCGCAAGGUUCGGCAUCGGUAGACCCUGAGGACCAGACGUUGGCCGACCGUCUCCGUGAGCUUAACGCCGAUCGGCACAGACCAGAGCGGCAGCUGCCGACCCUUCUCCCCGCCGAGGCACUCACUACCGAAGGGACUUCCUCCCGUGCCGCCGGCAAACGGCCUUUCACUGUCGACCUGGAUGCCGAACCGGCCCCAAAACGCGGACGGCAGGCUGAGCCGACUCGGGCUAUUUUGCGGCCGAUAAUGACGAGGAGCCUGCCGAUCCCGUCACCCUGGCCUGUCCGUCGAAGGCGGUCCAGUUCGCGAACCAUAUGA
Molecule: messenger RNA, 1605 nt
Organism: Prunus armeniaca (apricot)
Lineage: Eukaryota; Viridiplantae; Streptophyta; Magnoliopsida; Rosales; Rosaceae
Source: the annotation of a GenBank genome assembly